Messenger RNA from Pygocentrus nattereri (red-bellied piranha), 2342 nucleotides. It is a transcript of the gene fgg, whose product is annotated as fibrinogen gamma chain. Gene Ontology annotation, biological process: blood coagulation; platelet activation; protein polymerization. The record is from RefSeq and is a predicted model, not a curated record. Gene Ontology annotation, molecular function: signaling receptor binding. Gene Ontology annotation, cellular component: fibrinogen complex. NCBI's taxonomy places the organism in Eukaryota, Metazoa, Chordata, Actinopteri, Characiformes, Serrasalmidae. The transcript is spliced from 9 exons. The coding region runs from base 99 to 1400 and encodes 433 amino acids.
UUAUCUCCAUCCCUGCACAGGACCUUGAUCGGAUAAAUAUCCUGCAGGAGCAGCGGUCACUCACACUCAAGGAGCGCCACCGCGACUGCCGGACCAAAAUGAUCACUUUCUCACAAACAGUCGCCUCUGUUCUGUUUCUGUGUGCGUUAACAACAGCGCAAAGGGGAGACUACUCAUUACCUCCAGAAGCAUGUACCCCAAGUGAUGGCUUCGGCCAAUACUGUCCCACCACAUGCGGUGUAGCAGAUUAUCUUCAAAAGUAUAAACCUGGGGUGGUGAAGGACCUGAGGGAUAUGGAAGAAAUUCUGCUGGACAUUGCCAACCUCACUAAAGGAGCUCAGGACAGAGUGGUCUACCUCAGAGACUCUGAGACACAGGCUCAAAAGACCUCACCAGAUACGUACAUUCAUAAAUCGAGAAGCAUGCUGGAUGACGUGAUUCGCUUUGAGAAAAGCAUUCUAACUCAGGAGGAGCAAAUAUACACCCUGCAGUCCACCCUGGCAGCCAAUGACAAGCGUAUGCUGGAGCUGAAACAGCUGGCUCUUCAGCUGGACCAGAAGUGCAAGAUGCCGUGCAAGGACACUGUUGAGAUCCAGCCCGUCACAGGCAAAGACUGCCAGGAUGUUGCAAACAAGGGUGGCAAAGUCAGUGGCCUGUACUAUGUCCAGCCUGCAAGAGCGCCCGCACCCUUCCUUGUCUAUUGUGAGAUUGAUAGCUUUGGCCGUGGAUGGACAGUACUGCAGAGGAGACGUGAUGGCUCCGUCAACUUCAACAGAAACUGGAUUCCCUACAAAGAAGGCUUUGGCUAUCUCUCACCUGACGACAGCACUGAGUUCUGGCUGGGCAAUGAGAAGAUGCACCUGCUUUCCGUUCAGUCUUCUGUCCCCUAUGUGCUCAGGAUAGAGAUGGUGGACUGGGACGGCAAAAAAAAACAUGCUGACUACGCCAUGUUCAAAUUAGGCCCAGAGGCAGACAAGUACCGUCUGACCUACGCAUAUUAUUUCGGAGGUGAUGCUGGAGAUGCUUUCGAUGGGUUUGACUUUGGUGACGACGCAAGCGACAAGUUCCACACUUCCCAUAACGGCAUGCAGUUCAGUACAGCUGACCAAGACAACGACAAGUACCAAGGAAGCUGUGCUAAGCAGGAUGGCUCUGGGUGGUGGAUGAACCGUUGCCAUGCUGCCCACCUGAAUGGAAAAUAUUACAAGGGUGGUACGUACACAGCAAAGGAUGCUGGCCAGCACGGUUUCGACAACGGUAUCAUCUGGGCCACGUGGCACAGCCGCUGGUACUCUUUGAAGGAGACCACCAUGAAGAUCAUUCCUAUCAACAGAAUCACAGCUGGUGGCCAGCAGGGUGGUGUCGACAGCUUCGGCAAAGGAGACUUGCCAAGCCCUUAGACACGCAACAGUUUCUCCUCUGAAUUCAUGGUUUUGAUGGAAAAGCCAUUGGUGAAUUAAAGGUAUAAAACCUCUGUGACAGUUUUACUGUCAGCGUUUGUGUUUCGCAUCCCUCUAAUCUGAUGCAGAGUUUUACAUGAAUUCUAUUUUUUGGAUCGAAGAUAUUCCAGAAGUCAUUGUUGCACAAUGGCUAGCUAAAGUUUUCUCACUGGAAAUUUGUUAGUUGAUGAAACUAUUCAGUUUUCAAAUUGUUUAGUUUAUUAAUGUGCUCAAAUAACCACAAAUAAACCCUUCCACCUUUUGUAAUGAAAGAUUUGUGCCUGUUUGUAUUGAGUUAAUGGACAACAUACGGUCAAUACAGUUAUAUAACUUGGGUCAUUCAAAACAAGAAUCAUUCCAACGCAUGACAGUCUAAAAGAAAAGAAUAUAUAUUUUGGGAAUUAAAAAAAAAGCUAGCACAAAGGAUUUGUGGCUUUUUUUCUUAUGUAUAUAUAUAUAUAUAUAUAUAUAUAAAAAACUUUGCUUGCUGAUCUGAGGAAUCCGCUUUCUAUACCAAUAUGUGUUUGGUUAAUGAUGUGCUUGUACUGCCAGUCCUGUGUGGGUGUAUUUGCUUCUGCAUGUGUGGUCAAUAAGUCAACAUUGCCACACUUUUCUCUGAUUGUAUGUUUCCAUGAGAUGGUCCAGGCCAUGGAUCUGACCCUGAUGUUCAACAUCGGGGGAGGAUUUCAUAAUCACAGCCUAGACUUGGCCCGACCCAUCGAUCGAUCGACACUGAAUCAGCGGUUUUAAGGCAGAAUCAUGAACAACAGGCCUCCAAAGUGUCCCUGCUUGCAUGCAGUUGCAGGAACUUCAGUCCAAAUGCAGUAUAUUUGCACAGUUUUCACCCUCACUGCAAGGUUAGCAUUGCGCAAAUUGCAUAAUAAAAUAAAUAAAAUAAAUUCA